AUGAAACAGCUAUUUGUCCACAAUGGUAUUGAUGAUGCAAUUAAUAAUAUAAAUCGUGCAUUAGGUGAUAAUACUGCAUCAAAAUUAUCAGUUAUUAUACAUAGUUCAUCUGAUAUUAUUGUAAAUGAUAUUAAACAAAUUGAAAUUUCUAUUACUAAACUUCACAAGCUUUUGAAUGAUAUUGUACAAAUAAAAGAUAAUUCUUUAGAGAAUAAAAAUUCAGUAUUAUUAAUAAAUAUUCUAUGGAAAGAACUUUCUUAA
Messenger RNA from Rotaria sp. Silwood1, 261 nucleotides. The record is from the annotation of a GenBank genome assembly. NCBI's taxonomy places the organism in Eukaryota, Metazoa, Rotifera, Eurotatoria, Philodinida, Philodinidae.